Molecule: messenger RNA, 3180 nt
Organism: Saprolegnia diclina VS20
Lineage: Eukaryota; Oomycota; Saprolegniomycetes; Saprolegniales; Saprolegniaceae
Exons: 18
Coding region: 26-3082 (1018 amino acids)
Biological process (GO): potassium ion transmembrane transport; regulation of membrane potential
Cellular component (GO): membrane
Molecular function (GO): voltage-gated potassium channel activity
Source: RefSeq, a predicted model, not a curated record
ACGAAGGAGCUUUUCGUCGCCACCCAUGAAACACGACGACGGCGAUGAUCUGAUGUCCGACAUGCCACUGCGCACGGUGCGGUCGUUUGACGGAACCCUCACGGGCCUUCCGCCGCUUGGAACGGACGACCUCACGCUCCGACGUGACAUUGGCAUCCCCAUGGACAAGUACGACGAGGAAGACGCCGAGGCAAAGAUCGAAGAAGGCAUGACGCCAUCGCCCGCCAAGGCCUCGGUCGUCCCGUCGGCCUACAUGGUUCGGCAGGCGCAGAAGGACCACAUCGUCGGGCUCUCGCCCAUCGAAGAGCUCAAGAUUGUUCAAGGCGAGUUCCAAGCGCGCGCUGCGUCCAAGUACCCACGUCUGAGCCUCUCGUCGCGGCUCUCGUCGCGCUUCUCGACGUCGAUCAAGCGGGACGCGCCCCGCAUAAAGGAGCGACUUCACGUGCCGUUUCUGGGCCGCAAACGCAUCGUGCCCAUGCCGCGCGGGAGUGAGGUCUUUCCGGACGCCGAAUUUCGCAAGAUCAAGCAGACACUCCACAAGGACGUCGAGUCGAUGACCCCCGAGCAAGCGCUGAAUUUUGUCAACGACGCGGCCAACACGGAGUUUAUCUUGCGCAAACAGGCCGUCAAGUCCCAAACGCGGUCCUUGCCGUGGUUCAUGCUGCACCCGACGGGCAAGCUGCGCGUUCGCUGGGACGUGGUGACGCUCUUCUUGCUUAUUUAUACGUCCGUGUACACGCCCAUGGCACUGGCGUUCACGGCCAACAUUGUGCAGUCGGACUUUUUCCCCAUGUUUGAUUGGAUCGUCGACGGCUUCUUCUGCGUCGAUGUGGGACUCAAUUUUAUCACGGCCUUUGAAAUCAAGGGCAUUCUCGAGUCGCGGAGUCGGCACAUUGUCGUGCAUUAUCUUCAGAGCUGGUUUCUCAUUGACGCGGCCAGCGCGUUUCCGUAUACGCUCCUACUCGACCAUGCGAUCGAGAACCCGUCCAAACGACUGCGGCAGAUCUUUCAGCUCGCCAAAGUGCUGCGUGUGACGCGUGCGCGCCGCGCGCUACGGCGACUCGACUAUUCGAUUCUCGUGCGGUCGACGAUCAGCAGCCUCAUCAAGUUCUUCAUCCUUGUCAUGGUCACCUCCCAUUGGUUCAGCUGCUUCUUCUUUGGCAUGUCGAACGGUGACGACACUGGCUGGGUCGCCAAACAAAAUCUGAAUGCGUCCUCGCUCUACGCGCAAUAUGUGAGCUCGUUUUACUGGUCCAUCAUGACCAUGACAACGGUUGGAUACGGAGACGUGACGGGCCAAAACACGAACGAACGCCUCUUCAGUAUCUUUGCCAUGAUCAACGGCGCGUGGAUCUUCGCCUACGGCAUUACCAACGUUGUCGCAAUGGUGUCCAACCUUAACAGCACCGACACUCAGUUUCAGCAAAAAAUGGAUCGCAUCAACGCCUACAUGGAGGCGCGGGACUUGCCGUUGGAACUACGCUCGGAAAUCCGCGAGUUCUUCUUCAAUACGCGCCUCAGUGCCGAUAGCAAGCUACGCAACGAAAGCAAGAUCCUCGGCGAGCUCUCGGCGCUGCUUCGCUCCAAGAUUGCGCUCGCUAUCAACGACAGCGUUCUCAACAAGAUGCCAUUCUUCGAAGGCGCCGACCACAAUUUUCUCAUGGAGCUCGCGCUCUCGAUGAAGAUGGUGUGCUUCCCGCCCAACGAAGACGUGAUCAUCGAAGGCGAGAUUGGCGAAGAGAUGUUUUUCAUCUUUCGCGGCGCUGUCGAAGUCGUACAAGGAGGUCGGCAGAUUGCUGUCCUCGGCGAACAACAGUACUUUGGCGAAAUGGCCAUUUUGAACCGCAACUGCUUACGCAUUGCGACCGUCGUCACGCUCUGCUUUUGUGAACUCCGGAUGCUGACGCGGGAAAAGUUUCUCUUGGCACUCACACACUACCCGAGCAUGCGCCACCGCAUCGCCAAAUUCGUCCACAAGCGCAACCAAAUGGCCAAAUUGGCCAAGGCGAACGGAGACGGCAAUCCAUCGAUGAACCGAAAACGGUCGGUCUCGCGCCUCGAUCGCGUCGUUUCAGCGUUUAUGGACAAGUCCACCACGUCCCUCACGACUGUGGCGCCCGUACCCCCCGACGAAAACGACUUGCAAUCGGGCUUGGCGGGCAAAGUUACGCCGCCCAGCAGGCAAGGCAGUGCACGGCGCCUGCCUCUUUCUCCCAACCAAGGAGGCAGCACGCGCAACCUCUUCAAUACCGUUGGCGGGAGCUCGCGCAAUUUGCUCGGUCCCAGCAGUGGCAGCUCGCGCCACCUCUUGGGUCAAAAUAGCGGCAGCACCCGAAAUCUACUCGUUCGGACAAGCAACGACAGUACGCGCAACCUGCUGGCGGGCUUGGGCUCGAGCGCCCGCAAACUCGUGCCGGACGCGGACAGCCGCACCAAUAGCGUGGCGGACUCGAGCAUGAAGAGCCUCGGUGGUGGCUUUGACGCGAGUGCGCGCAACCUCCUCGACCCGACCGAGCGAGAUGAGAUGUCCACGAUGCGCCGUAUCACGAGCCUCGACAUUAUGCACCGCGAGGAGCAGCAUAUGGUCUCGGUCACCGAGCGCGUGAAGCGCACAAUGACGACGGUGACGAGCAACCAAGACACGCUCGUGAAUGAGAUUGCGCAGCUGCACCAAAAGUUUGGCGCUGCUCAAAAGGAGCACCAAAACACCAAGCACGAGCUGGCGCUGUACAAGGCGAUUUACGGUGAAAUUGCCCUCGCAAUGCAACACGCGCAGAAGCCGUCGGCUGGCUCCCGCCGCAACUCGAUCGUCGACAACGUGGCCAAGAGCCUCCAAAAGAACGUGCAUGCGGCGUCGCAGCCCGAGCUCUCCAAGCUUGGUCACUCGUCAAUCGCGCAGUCGACGAUCCAAGGCGUACACUUCAAGGACCUGGGGCACCACGUGCGGCCGGUGGCGCUGCCCCCACCCAAGAAGAAGGCGAGACCGCAGAUCACGCGGGCCAAGACGACGAUCGAGCUCAUGGACCGCGACUUGCCGCUCGACGACGAGUUUGAACGCAUCAUGAACGACUUACUGCAUUAAUCCUCAGUAACACAAGUCGCGACGCUCGGACAGUGGCGGACGACGACAGAUUGGAAUACGGAGAGCGCUCUAUUACAUCAUGUUGUUGCUCUCGUCCG